AUGUGUCCCAGGUGUGACUGUUGCAGCGAACACGUAGAUAAAUUGAAACAACAGGUUUCUGUCAUGCGAAAGGAAAUCAAGAAUCUUCGACAAAUGCUGGAGACUGCAACCCGAACUCAUCGAAAACAUAUGCUUUCAAUUGAGUCCGCCUUGUCCAAAGUUUCUUUCAGCGAGCCUAAAGAAUGCCAACGUCCACCUGCUUCACCCGAGACCGCUUUAGAGCAUGGAAAAAUCCAAACAUUGCCGAUUGGUUACAUCCAUUCCUGUUUCUCCGAGAAGAACGGGACGCCCAGGCAACCUACCGUCUGCGGACAGUCAAGGGCGGAACUGCGACUGAAGCAGAGUGUCUUCAAUAACCCCGAACAUGCCCUGAUAGGACUAGAACAGUUUUCUCAUAUCUGGGUUAUCUUCUUAUUCCACAAAAAUGGCCACUUGAGUCACAAAGCCAAAGUGAAGCCCCCCAGACUCAACGGCGAGAGGGUCGGUCUUUACUCGACUCGCAGUCCGCACCGGCCUAACGCUUUGGGCCUGACGCUAGCAAAGCUGGACAAAAUUGUAGGUGAUACAAUACAUCUGUCAGACAUUGACAUGAUUGCAGGCACCCCUGUGCUGGAUAUCAAACCCUACAUCUCUGACUAUGACUCCCCUUGCAGUAGGAAGACCACCGACUUGGAGCCUUGUCAAUCAAUCACAGAUCCCGCCUCUUUGUCACCUAGCGAACCAAUACAAGCGCAGUUAUACGAAAAAGAGCAUCAAUUUGAUGUUAAUCCUAACCCACUGCAGUCUCUCGCCAUGUUGGAGGAGGUGAAAUCCUACAUAAGCCAACGUGACAUUGGUCAAUCGAAUUCGCACCAAAAGCACGACUCAGUAGAUCCGCAGGAGUCCGAGCUUGAUCGGCGGCCUUGUUACACGGAAGAAUCCUACAGUACCAUCGCUAGCUGGAUCAGAGAGCCGCCAGUCGCCAGCCUGGAGGUGCGUUUCACUCCUCAUGCUCAGAAGGAGUUGGCGGAAUUCCUUCCAAUCAGCAAGUCAGGCCCCUCUGACGGCAGGGGCCCGAGGUUUAGAUUUCUGCGCAACUUAGACGAAGCCACCGCCGCCAUCCGAGGAGUGCUGUCUGCAGACCCGAGAUCGGUCUACAGGAGAACUCGAUGUAAAGACAAGCUGUUCUUCUUCACCUUAGACACCGCCGACAUAACGUGCUGGUUCGGACCAGAUUUUGCUGAGGUGCUGCGAAUUCGACCUGUUGAGUCCAAGUAG
Nerophis lumbriciformis (worm pipefish) is the source of this 1257-nucleotide messenger RNA. NCBI's taxonomy places the organism in Eukaryota, Metazoa, Chordata, Actinopteri, Syngnathiformes, Syngnathidae. The record is from RefSeq and is a predicted model, not a curated record.